AUGGCCAGAAGGUUGCACCCCCGGCCAACACGCCCCCAGUCAAGUCCUCGACCCCAGGCAACUCUUCGCCCCGCGGCAACUCGAGCGUACAUCGCGCCGCGGACCCGCCGCCAAGCGGCUCUGAGACGCGCUUUUCUUGAGGAGGCUGACAUGUCUGAGGAGGCUGACAUGCCGGAGGAGACCUCCCUCGAGGCUUCACCCAAGGCCGAACCUCCAGCGACGGAAGGCUCCGCCGACAGCGAGGCCACCGUAACAGACCCUGCUUACCGGUCUGGGGAGUCUCCAGUGGUCAAAGCGGAAAGCCCAGCCUCCAAUGAGGCUCCAUUGCCCGGAGCCACCGAAUCCAAUGUCGCUCCUACGCCCGAACCUCCUGAUCAGCCCGGUGAAACAGAACCGCCUGCUGCAGCCCCCCAGCCCGCGCCGUUAUCAGUCGAUGCCGAGGGGAUGUCUGACAUCACACCGAGCCAGGAGUAUCUUCUCUGCUGCCUAGCAGUGCUGAACGAGAGAAUCAACGGUGGGCUGGGGAGUGACAUCCCACGGGAUCUCCUCCAUGACUCCACGGUUGUGUUUGAGGUAAGCCCCAAUUCCGAGACGGUAUUAGUUCGGGUUCGUCGUGAGUGGGAGCGACGGAGUGGUCCGGUCCCCGCUGCACCACCUCACUGA
Molecule: messenger RNA, 663 nt
Organism: Aspergillus saccharolyticus JOP 1030-1
Lineage: Eukaryota; Fungi; Ascomycota; Eurotiomycetes; Eurotiales; Aspergillaceae
Exons: 1
Coding region: 1-663 (220 amino acids)
Source: RefSeq, a predicted model, not a curated record